GUGCAACUUGAGACUGAGAAACAAAAUUGACCACCCUCGGCAUCCGUACUUGUGGCUCGAGAACCUCCUUUUUGACUUAUUCUCUCUGGUUUUGGCUUGCACAAUCCAAUAAGCCACAACAAGAAGUUCCCAACAAGGCAAGGAGAUCCUGAAGCUUACUGUCUUUUUUGGUCAUGGCAAGCAGAUAAAAGUGUCAUAAGCCGGAUUUUAGUUAUCGUCAUCGACAUCGAGGCCAUGGACACCAUUCUGCCUGCCGCAGCCGCUCUCUGUCUCGCUGCUGUCGCCAAAGACAUCCUUCGACCUCUUGCCGUCGCCGCCAUCGCCGGUGGCACCUACGUCCUGGCGAAGCAUCUCAUGUGCUCACGUAAACGCCUCCGUCUCGCCCCUGGCCCCAUCCGCUGGCCCCUUGUCGGCAAUGUGCUUCAGAUCCCCCAGCUCAAUCCUUGGCUGACCUAUUCCAAGUGGGCGGACACAUACGGCGAUAUUAUUCAUCUAGACGUCCUUGGCCGGCCCGUCAUCAUCAUCAACUCUGCCGAGGUAGCCAGAGAUCUCCUCGACAAGCGAUCCUCCGUUUAUUCGGACAGGCCUCAUCUCGUCAUGGCAUGCGAUCUGGUCGGCUACAGCGAGACUUUCGCCCUCAAGCCCUAUGGCGAGGAAUUCCGCAGGCAGCGCAAACUCGUCAGGCAGGAUUUUGCCCAAGGGACCGUUCUGUGCUACUAUCACCUCCAGGAGACCGAGGCGCACAAGCUUGUUCAAGCCGUGCUCCAGGACCCAAGCUCGCUUGCUGGCCAGGUGAAGAUGAGGAUCUCGGCGAUCAUCAUGGAGGCCAGCUAUGGCUAUACCGUCAAGUCCGAGGACGACCCGUAUAUAACCAUUCCGUUCACUUCCAUGGCCAACUUCAGCAAGGCGUGCGCCGUAGGCACGUGGCUCGUGGACUUCAUCCCGCAACUCCAGUACCUGCCCCAUUGGAUGCCAGGGGCAGGGUUUCUCCGCACUGCCCGAGAGUGGCGCGAGACCCACAUGAACGCGAGUUGGAAUCCAUACCGUUGGUGCAAGCAGAACAUUUCCAGUGGCAUUGCACACACUCCCAGUCUUUGUGCAACAUCACUCUUGCAAGCGGAUGGUGGGCUGUCUCAGGAGAACGAACAUACUCUCGUCUGGGCAGCAGCGAGUGUUCUGGGAGGAGGGCUCGACACCAACAUGUCCACGAUUCUGACUUUCUUCCUCGCCAUGCUCCACUACCCGGACGUUCAGGCAAAAGCACAAGCAGAAAUUGACGCAGUGGUUGGGACGGAUCGUCUGCCGUCAAUCACUGACAGGGCGUCGCUCCCGUACGUUCGCAGCCUGGUUACGGAAGUGUACCGGUGGAAUCCUGCUGUGCCCCUCUGCCUUCCUCAUGCACUGAGCGAAGCGGACGUGUACAAUGGUAUUCACCUUCCCAAGGGUUCUGUCGUGAUGCCAAACGUUUGGCAUAUGCUGCACGAUCCGACGACAUACGCCGACCCGAUGGACUUCAAGCCUGAGCGGUACGGCAACUCGGACGCCGAGAUGCAGAAGGUUACCGACCUGGCAUUCGGGUUCGGACGGCGGGCAUGCCCAGGGUUCUACUUUGCUCAGGGCACCAUAUUCGCGGUGAUCGCCACCGUGCUCGCCACCUGCGACGUCGUGCCAGCUGUCGAUGAACAUGGUGCGCCGGUCAUUCCUGAGGUUGCUUAUACGUCUGGAACGAUAGUGUUUCCUGAGCCAUUCAGGUGCAAUGUCAAGAGUCGGACGGAGCGUGCGCGGGCGUUGCUGGCCCAGAGUAUCCCUCCUUCUGAAUGAGAUGUCUCAGGCGGAAAGAUGCUGCUCUAUGUUCUUCUGGGCUUGUAUGAACACAUGUCUGGUGUAUUGGCUGAUGUCUUCCUGCGUGACGAUACUCUGAUU
Molecule: messenger RNA, 1923 nt
Organism: Laetiporus sulphureus 93-53
Lineage: Eukaryota; Fungi; Basidiomycota; Agaricomycetes; Polyporales; Laetiporaceae
Product: cytochrome P450
Exons: 11
Coding region: 235-1821 (528 amino acids)
Molecular function (GO): iron ion binding; heme binding; monooxygenase activity
Source: RefSeq, a predicted model, not a curated record